GCCGUCCAAGAAGCAGCCGAGGGUGGUUUGUUAAUAGAAGCCGAUAAAGACUUUCCCGAACCCUAUGAACGUUGGAGCAUUAUGCAGGCGGUAUUCUUUUCAUCGACGGUCCUUACGACAAUAGGUUAUGGCAAUAUCGUGCCCGUUACAAUCGGGGGCAGAGCAUUUUGUAUAUGCUUCGCAUUAAUAGGCAUUCCUUUUACGCUGACGGUAAUAGCGGAUUGGGGACGUUUAUUUGCGACAGCUGUAUCGGUAUUGGGCCGGCAUAUGCCAAAGACACCCAAAGUUACCAAUUUCAUUGGUAAGACCUGGUUUUAUGCUCUGUCAGCGGUGCUGUUUCUCUGUGUCUAUUUGGCCAUUGGAGCGGGUCUGCUGCUGCUGUGGGAGGAUGAUUGGACAUUUUUUGAUGGUUUCUAUUUUUGUUUCAUCACCAUGACAACAAUAGGUUUCGGUGAUUUAGUACCAAAGAAACCCAAUUAUAUGCUGCUGUGCACAUUAUAUAUUUUAAUUGGUUUGGCAUUAACCUCUACCAUUAUUGAAUUGGUAAGACGUCAGUAUGCCACCAGUUGGGCCAAGUUGCAAGAACUUUCCGGUCCCAUGGCAGAAACACUGAGACGUUUAGGCGAGUCAGCCGGCACUGGCCUAGAUUAUGCGGCAUUACAAAAAGUCUUAACGGUCUCCAUGCCCAAAUGGAAUAUGUCACGCAAAGAUCCCAAUAAUGCGGAUAUCGCAGCACUGGAAGCCAUUACCAAUGCCAUUCUCAAGGAAGUGAAAGAGGCACAGAAUAAUAAACCGAAAGUUUUACAAAUUGUCAUAUAUGAGUCGUCGGUGUAGUUGAAAUAU
Molecule: messenger RNA, 843 nt
Organism: Musca vetustissima
Lineage: Eukaryota; Metazoa; Arthropoda; Insecta; Diptera; Muscidae
Product: TWiK family of potassium channels protein 9
Exons: 5
Biological process (GO): potassium ion transmembrane transport; stabilization of membrane potential
Cellular component (GO): membrane
Molecular function (GO): potassium ion leak channel activity
Source: RefSeq, a predicted model, not a curated record